GCGCGCUCACCGUCGCCGGAAACGUGAGUGCUGACGCCGCCCCCCCGUCUUCUUACCUAUCCGCGCAUGCGCUGACAACUAUCACUGCUGAACUAGUACAUCUUCGCCGUCAACGCCGGAAGCAAUACCCUCACCAUGCUGACCAUCUCGAAGGAGGACCCGACGAAGCUGGCAGUGGUCGGCAAGCCGGCCAAGGUCCCGGCCGAUUUCCCCAACACGGUGGCGGCGUCGACCAAGAAUGGGCUCGCGUGUGUCGGGGCGAGCGGCGCCGUCGCGGGCAUCACCUGCGCGCCCUUCACGAAGCGCGGCCUCGGCGCCUUCGACAAGCUGCGCGCUAUCGACCUCGGGCAGACGACGCCGCCGCUGGGCCCGCUCAACACCGUGUCGCACUCGUUUUUCUCCGAGGACGAGGCGACGCUGUUCACGACGGUCAAGGGCGACCCGACGGUCGGCAAGGCGGGCUUCCUCUCGUCGCUGCAGAUCGAGGAGACGGCGUCGUGCCGCGGCGCGAAGCGCAGGGCGGCCGCGGCCCAGGACCUGCGCUCCACGCCCGAGGGCACCAACGUGCUCUUCGGCUCGCAGGUGAUCCCCGGCACCGGCAAGGUGUUCGCGACGGACGCGUCGUUCGGCGCGGCGGUCCUGCAGGUGGACCGCGCGACCGGCCAGGCGGUCGUCGCGGGCAAGACCGCGAUCGAGGGCCAGGCGGCGACGUGCUGGGCGGCGUUCGCGCCGGCGACGGGCACCGUCUUCGUCACGGACGUGGCGGUGCCGCGCAUCGUCGAGAUGAGCGCCGACGACGCCGGCGUCGUCGCCCAGCUCGACCUGUCGCCCGACGCGCCCGACGCCGGCUUCACCGACCUCCUCGCCUCCGGCAACUUCCUCUACGCGCUCGCCCCCGGCAACGGCACCAUGGACGCCGCCAUCGUCGUCGUCGACAUCGCGGGCGGCCCCGGCUCGGCCAAGUUCCUCCAGCGCUUCUCGCUCGAGGGCCUCGGCGGCGCGAACGCUCAAGGCAUUGCCAUCCUCAACUAGGCGUCUCGAUACAAGGGGGGAAGGGUGGGAGGCGUAUCCGAUCCACUGCGAUUUAUUAAUUUUUUUCCGGGGUUUUUGCUUGCAUUUUCUCUCCGGUUGCACUUUGUAUAGAUAUCAUACCUCUACUGCUGAGCAUUAGGAGGGGUUGCUCUUUUAGACAUUUAAGCGAUCGUAUGGGCCAUCUGCGUUGCUACCUACCAUCUAUUACAUGACCACGGGCUACCCCCCCGCGGGCCACCCCUUAAUAUAUUAAAAAAGGCUAAAACAGGCCCUUUUAUAAAUUAAAUAGCUU
Messenger RNA from Durotheca rogersii, 1324 nucleotides. RefSeq lists its product as uncharacterized. The record is from RefSeq and is a predicted model, not a curated record. The transcript has a single exon. NCBI's taxonomy places the organism in Eukaryota, Fungi, Ascomycota, Sordariomycetes, Xylariales, Xylariaceae. Bases 136 to 1032 code for a protein of 298 amino acids.